CAGUGCUCCCGCCUUAAAGCCGGCCUUCUACUUGGGCGCGGGGAGGCGGCACAAGCGGGACAGGAGGUGAGGAGUUGGAUGCGAACGGUUCCCAUCUCCAAGUAAACCGCCGAUGCAAUAACCGGACACAUCGAGCUUGGGGGCCAAUAGGCAGACCACCACCACGGAACGGGCCAGAAGCAGAGGGCCAUUGUCCGAGGAACUCUCGAAUACGUCGUUCAUCUACCUUCACGCGCAAGCUCCUGAGACACGAACCAAGGCCGAACGGCGUCAACGCCCUCACACACGAUGUCACAGUUACCACAAUACGUUCUUGUCACCGGCGCGACUGGCUUCAUUGGCGCCCAUGUUGUCGACCAGCUACUGGACCGGGGCAUCAAAGUCCGUGGCACGACCCGGUCACUCGCCAAAGGCGAUGCCAUGAUCAAAGCCAGGCCGCAAUACGCCGGGAAGCUCGACUUUGUACAGAUCGAUGAUUUCGACAAGCUCAAAGAUGGCAACGAACAGUCGAGCAUCUUCGACGAGGCCGUCAAGGGAGUCGACGGCAUCAUCCACACCGCAAGCCCCCUGACCUACAACACAACGAACAACGAAACCGAACUUAUCCUCCCCGCCAUCAACGGCGUCCUCGCUCUCCUCAACGCAGCCGCCAACGCCACCACCACCACCACUCCAAACCCAACCCCCAUCCGCCGCGUAGUCCUCACCUCCUCCUUCGCCUCCGUCAUGGACACCACCCGCCAAACACCCCCCUACUUCACCUACACCGCAUCCGACUGGAACCCCCUCAGCUACGCCGAAGCCGCCGCACCCACCACCAGCGCCGUCAUCGCCUACCGCGGCUCCAAGAAAUUCGCCGAGCUCGCCGCGUGGGACUUCGUCCGCGACCGCAAACCCGGCUUCGACCUUGCCACGCUGUGCCCGCCCAUGACCUUCGGCCCGGUCGUGCACCCGGUGGAGAGCGUGGAUAAGCUGAAUGAGUCGAAUGCCAUGCUGUGGAAGGUGGCGAGCGGGGUUCGGCCGCUGCCGGUGGCGCGCGUGCCGUUCUGGGUGGAUGUGCGGGAUGUGGCGAAGGCGCAUGUCGAGGCGUUGGUGCGGCCGGGGGCCGGGGGGAAGAGGUUCCUGGUGGCGGCGCCGGAGAGGUUUACGUAUGGGGUGGCGGCGGGGGUUGUGGAGGAGGGGUUUGCGUGGGCGAGGGGCAGGGUGGUGCGGGAGGAGCAGGUUGUGGAUGAGAGUCAUGGGGUGGAUGGCGAGGCGGCGGCGAGGGAGUUGGGGUUGGAGUAUAGGAGUUUUAGGGAGACGGUUACUGAGCUGGUGGCGCAGGCUGCGGGGAUGGAGGGGGCUGGGCUGUGAUGAUGCCGCUGUGGUGUGGUUGAUGAUGGUGUACACCGAAAUGGCAUUAUUGGGUUUCUGUAACCACGUAUCCUCCUCUGACGGUGUACUAUAUGGUUCAACUUAUGAAUGGUAUUGAGCAGGUAUACAGGGGGCUUCAGCUAAUUACGAAUGGGAUAUGAGAUUCUCGG
Molecule: messenger RNA, 1523 nt
Organism: Chaetomium fimeti
Lineage: Eukaryota; Fungi; Ascomycota; Sordariomycetes; Sordariales; Chaetomiaceae
Exons: 3
Coding region: 289-1353 (354 amino acids)
Molecular function (GO): oxidoreductase activity, acting on the CH-OH group of donors, NAD or NADP as acceptor
Source: RefSeq, a predicted model, not a curated record